AUGAAGAAAUUAAACAUUCGUUCAUUUGGUAUAGGAACUUUAUUGAAAUAUCCUCCAUUGAUCUCAUCAGAUUCCAAAUAUGUGUUUACAAUUGGUGAUGGUUGUGUUUAUGUAUGGAUUGUGAAAACAGGCGAAUGUUUAAGACUAAUUAACCAAAAUUCAAUUGAUCAACAAGCAAUUAUUGGUAUGGCUAUUAAUCCAAACAAUCGUUUACAAUUAUGUAUUGGAGAACAAAAUGGUCUUAUCAAUAUUUGGGAUUAUGAAGAUGGAAUUUUGAUUCAUACAAUCAAACUUGAAAUAGAAUUGAUUCAUUUAAGUUCGAUAUCCAAUCAUGGUUUAUACGUUUUCGGGAAAAACACCAAAAAUGUAUAUUCUCUCAAUCGAAUUGANUUUUUUUCCUUUGUAGAGAAAAUGAAUCAACUGAUCAGAUGUCACUUGAGCGUUUAUCGACGAUGUCUGUUGAUUCGGAUGAAGAACAUAAUAGAAAGAAUUCAAUCGAAACUAACCGAUGAUUUUGAUCCAUCAUCAUCAUAUCGAGUUGUGGAAGUUCACGACGAGCAUCAAAUCCAAUCCGACGAGGAUGUUGAAACAUUAGUUAUCAUAUUUGAUCAAAUCACUUAG
This is a messenger RNA of Adineta ricciae, 621 nucleotides long. NCBI's taxonomy places the organism in Eukaryota, Metazoa, Rotifera, Eurotatoria, Adinetida, Adinetidae. The record is from the annotation of a GenBank genome assembly.